AUGUUUUUCUCCUCUUCUUUUUAAGAAUUUAUGGAAAAAGAAAAGUCUAUCUAUUCCACUUUGUAAAAACAUCUUGAUAUAAUAUUAGUAUACUUAUAUAUUUAAAUAGGCGAAUUAAUUAGAUUUCACUUAUCAUUCUGUGUUUCAACUAUUUAGCCAUAUAUCUAUAUUACACAAUACUUAAGCAAAUCUCUUUUAGGCUCUAAUGAAAAUGGUAGGUAGUUUAGUGGAAUAAAAUAAAUAGUAAAAUAUAAAUGAUUUACUUCUUCUUGAUAAUUAACCAAAAUCAACCAAAUUUUUAUAACCAAAUUUUUUUGAAAUUUUUGAAGACAAAUAAAUUCAAACAUCAAAAAUAUAAAAACUAUUGAAUGCAACAGAAGAUAAUAAAAAAAUUUCAAUAUAAACUGAAAUUGAACUUCCAAAAGAAAAAGUGUAUAGAGAAUCUGUUAAGAACAGAAAAGAACGAUAAUAAAUGGAUGCUCAUGAAUGUGAAGAAUGUGAACGAUUUUAUAAAGCAUUACCAAAUACGAAUUAAGCAGAAAAAUUAAAACAGGAUUUUUCAAGGCAUAGAAUUAAUCAUAAAUUAAAUCAAGAAAAAUUACUAUUAACUCCAGAAUGA
Paramecium pentaurelia is the source of this 619-nucleotide messenger RNA. NCBI's taxonomy places the organism in Eukaryota, Ciliophora, Oligohymenophorea, Peniculida, Parameciidae. The record is from the annotation of a GenBank genome assembly.